Molecule: messenger RNA, 1265 nt
Organism: Paramacrobiotus metropolitanus
Lineage: Eukaryota; Metazoa; Tardigrada; Eutardigrada; Parachela; Macrobiotidae
Product: serine hydrolase-like protein
Exons: 8
Coding region: 91-1020 (309 amino acids)
Source: RefSeq, a predicted model, not a curated record
UCGAGCAAGACACUGAAAAGAGUAGCAACCGGAUUAGUCGUGAAAGUGUUUACGAUCGCUGGUUUUUCGGUAAAGAGGAUCAUAAAUAAAAUGACGGAAGUUCUGGAGCAAACAGCGUACCGUGUCAAGGCCGGGGAAAUCUUUGGCCAGCAACGUCGCCCGGUCGGAGUAGAACCCGUGAAACGCGUUUUGCUGCUGCACGGAUGGCAGGACAACAGUAAUUCGUAUGUGAAUCUGAUACCACUGCUGCCGAAAAACUGGUGGAUCGUCGCCAUCGACUGGCCCGGACACGGCCACAGUUCGCCCCGCGGACCAGGUGCCGCCUACCACAUCACCGAUUGGCUGGUGGACCUGCGCGAGGUUGUUAACGUUUUGCAAUGGCAAAAGUUUACCCUAAUCGGGCACAGCAUGGGAGCCGGGGUGGCUUUGAUGUAUGGCGCUCUGUUCCCGGAGGAAGUGGAAGCUGUGGUGGCGCUGGAUGUCAUCAAGCAGUUAUCAGAACCGGCGGGGACCACGCACAAAGUCCUUCGCAACGCCAUCAUGACCCUGGCCGACCAUAACCAGAAAACGGUUGCCCCACAAAAGCCGGAAAUCAUGUCCAAGAAUCAAGUGGAACAAUGGUGGCAUGGCCAAAGCAAGGCGUUCAUGAACGAGCAAUCGGCAGCGAAAAUCCUGGAAAGGGGAAUGCGGCAGAACAGCGGCACGACAGCAGAUGAACAUUUGAUCAACCGGGACAGCAGAUUAACAUUUCCUCCGUUAUUUCGGAUGCACUUGGACCAGCAUCGCAAUGUUUUGAAGGAGCUCAAAUGCGAUCUUCUGAUUAUCAAAGCUGCAGGUGCACAAAACUACGAAUCCCCCGAAGUUGAGAAGGAAUUCAAAGACAUGUACCAGAAAAAUUGCUCGCAUUUUGCCUACAUUGUCGUCGACGGCCUCCAUCACGUACAUUUGGACCGCCCGGAAACCGUUGCGCCUGUUAUUGUGGACUUUCUUGAACACAGACCAAUCAAAAACAGCCAUUAGUCAAAGUUUCAAAAGACACUUUACCGUCGUAACACAAAUUUUUUAAUACAGUAAAAGAAAUUUCGGAUUGAAAAUUUCAAACAUUUCAACAGUCUACCCCAAUAUGCUUAACUAAAAUGAGCAAAAUCGACGUGCCGAAGCAUUUAUACUGCGCGGCGUUGUUAAUGCCCUGAGGCUAGAUUUCGCGACGGUCAAGUUAGAUGCAAGUCUGUGUGAAAGUACUAGAAAAAACUUAUUACACUGUU